Messenger RNA from Megalobrama amblycephala (Wuchang bream), 2726 nucleotides. RefSeq names its product fibromodulin a (gene fmoda). Lineage: Eukaryota; Metazoa; Chordata; Actinopteri; Cypriniformes; Xenocyprididae. The record is from RefSeq and is a predicted model, not a curated record. Gene Ontology annotation, molecular function: protein binding. Bases 933 to 1967 code for a protein of 344 amino acids. The transcript is spliced from 6 exons.
AGGCUGCUUGUAUCACUAUUUUUAAAAAGCAUGUUGCGAAGUUCUUAUAUUUUACAUUUCUGACACUCGACGAUAGUUCAACGAUGAAGACGUGGCCGUUUACAAGGCAGAACAAACUAUAUCUGAUUUGGGAAUAAAUUACUCUUUUUGAAUCGGCACAACACCGGUCUGAAUAAUCGACGGAAUUGACCGUUAACGUCUGAAUCAGUCGGGCGGUUCCUUCGAACGGCACAGAAGCCUUUUCGCGCGCAUUUAGCCAGUUGUACAUCCUCUUCGCUGCUAUUUCAGGAGUCAGGAGUUGUUUGACAUUAACAGAACUAAGUAAAAGUAUUCAUAAUGUUUACUAGUCUGCAUUCCGAAGAUAAAGCCAAAAAGAUAAAUCCUUACAACGUCGAAGACAUCAAACAUAUUCAGUUGCGGGAAUCUUCUGUAAGCUUCUCAGAUAAAAGCAGUGAACUGAAUAGACGUCUCAUCUCUGACAUUUCUUUUUACGUAGAUGGUGGAAGCACUAUAUGUGCAUUGAGCCAACUCUCACAGGAAAGUCAAGAGAAAUAGGGAGCUGAAGAUCUGGCUGCAUUCAUUAUUGCUUUCCCAUGAGCACAGCUGCGCUUACGUGUCUUGAGUACACAGAUGACCCAUCACCCCACAACAGUUCUACAGGAUUGAACUGGGGGCAGAGAUUAGAAGCUUUGAGGGGAAAGCUAAAAAGGGACAUAUGAGGAAAGUCAAGAGAAACAGGGAGUUGAAGAUCUGGCUGCGUUCAUUAUUGCUUUCCCAUGAGCACAGCUGCGCUUACGUGUCUUGAGUACACAGACGACCCAUCGCCCCACAACAGUUCUACAGGAUUGAACUGGGGGCAGAGAUUAGAAGCUUUGAGGGGAAAGCUAAAAAAAAGUAACAUAUGAGCUGUCGAGUCACUUGUUUCUGUGACAAUGCGGCUAGUCGCUCUCUUGCUAUUGGGACUCCUGAAGUUCACAUUGGCUCAGGACAGAGAUCCCUUCCAGUGGCUUUCUUCUCUGCACAGCCAUGGUUACGCCUCUCUGCAGGCUGACAACACCGGGGGAGAAUGUCCCGAGGAGUGCGACUGUCCUCCAACCUUCCCAGUCGCCAUGUACUGUGACAACCGCAACAUGAAACAAAUGCCCUACAUCCCAUCCCGGAUGAAGUAUCUGUACCUACAACACAAUCAGAUCACCGCUGUCCCAGAUAAUGCUUUUGGAAAUGCCACCAACCUUGUGUGGGUUAUGUUACAUGAGAACCACAUUAACUCAGUGGGCAAGCAAGCGUUUGCUAAACUGGUGAACCUGCAUCGCCUGUACCUGAACAGCAACAACCUAACCGAGGUGCCAUCCAACUUACCUCGCUCGCUACGUGACCUUCGUCUUAAUCACAACAAAAUUGGCAAGAUGCCCCCCAAUGCUUUUGAGGGCAUGGAGAAUUUGACCAUACUUUUGCUCCAUAACAAUGGCCUCGAGAAUAUUGGUGGUGGCCUGAAAGGUCUGAAGUCGUUAACUCUGCUGGAUGCGAGCAGUAACCAGCUCAAGAAGGUUCCAGAUGGUCUUCCUGAGAUGCUCCACCAGCUUUACCUAGAGUCCAACUCCAUUGAACAAGUUCCAGCAAACUUCCUCAGCCAGUUCACCAACCUGCAGUAUUUCCGUAUUUCUCACAAUGAGCUCACCAACAAAGGCAUUCCCCAAAACACCUUUAACAACAGCGGUCUGGUGGAGCUGGAUUUGUCCUUCAACAAGUUGGAGAGGAUUCCGAUUGUUAGUACCAGUCUGCAACAUCUCUAUCUUCAGGCCAAUCAGAUCAAAGAGUUUACAUUGGGCAGUUUCUGCAGUGUGGUGGAUGUUAUGAACUUCUCCAAGCUGAGAGUCUUGAGGCUGGAAGGAAAUGAGAUCAGUGCUGGAGACAUGCCCUCUGAUGCUGCCCUGUGCCUUCGCCUGGCCUCUGAUAUCGCUGUGUAAUGGCACUGACCAAUCAGCAGGGGGCUCUUUUGUUUCCCCUCCAACAUUAUUAUCUCAAAGUGACAUAACAUUGCAUUGAUGUACAUUUUUAUAGUAGGGAAAUUCAUAGUGCCUUGGGAUUUUGUAUGAGAGGAAUCUAAUUUCCUGUGGACUUUAGAGAGUAAUACAAAUACAGAAAUGGGGGGAAAAAAGGAAAUUGAGAGAUUUAGAUAGGAAACGGAGAUCCUCUGUAAAGGUAUGUGAAGCCACUCAAAAGCCACAUAGCCAUUUAUGCUUUUCUGUGCUUUUACUUUAUGAUUGUGUGCUUGUCUGUUGGUUAUGACACUAUUGGCAGCACUAAAAUCAACUUUACAGUUUGAUAUUUUGUUUGAUGCACAUUUGAUUUACUUUAGGUUUGUGCAACCUGGAUUCAUGUCUCUUCAGGAAAGGAGUUUGAACAAUGCUGUGAGUAUUUAUUCUACAUGUGAGACAGAAGAAUAGAACUGAGAACAGAAGAUCUUACUUGACUACAUCCGUCUAACUUGUUCUAUAAUGUGUUAUCUGAUAUGAUAUCAUCACAAGAAAAGGAAAGAAAAACCCUUGAAAUCAGUAAUCUCUAUUCACAUCUGAAAGAGGGGAAGGAAAAAACUUUGAAUUGUUGUUUUAAGAGCAAAUAUAUUGCAUGUGAAUUAAUAAUAAAAAAAUGACUAAGUUUCUAGUGUUUAAACAUGCUUGUAGACCUUUCACGUGGCUCAAUAAAACAUAUUAUGUUGUUUUAAA